AUGUCAGACCAACUGAUUACAUUAGUUACUAAAGAAGGAACUAAAAUCACAACUAGUCAUAAUUUCAAAAAUCUCAGCAACCUUAUCCAGAACGUCUUAGAAGACUCAGGCCCAAAUGAAGAAAUUCCAAUUGAAUAUGUCUCUGAAGACACUCUUCGAAGAAUUUUAGAAUUCGCCGAGCAUCAUCAAUUCAUCGCUCCCGCUCCUCCAAAAAAACCGAUCCCAAGCCGUGAUAUUUCAAAAGCAAUCGAAGAUCAAUGAGACGUUUCUUUCAUAAAAUCAUUCGACGACAAUAAAUUGACAGAACUAAUUCUCUCUGUAAAUUAUCUUGAUAUGAAGUCAUUAUUGGAUAUUUGUUGUGCAUGCAUUGCUGCAAGGUUUAAAGAAAGAAGUGUGGAAGAGCUGAGAGAAGAAUAUCAUGUUCAAGAGGAAUUUACUUUAGAAGUUGAGCAAGCUUUAAAAGCUGAGCACCCAUGGGUACUGGAAGCUGAUUAUAGAAAUAAUUAUGAUAAAAGUUAA
This is a messenger RNA of Blepharisma stoltei, 519 nucleotides long. NCBI's taxonomy places the organism in Eukaryota, Ciliophora, Heterotrichea, Heterotrichida, Blepharismidae. The record is from the annotation of a GenBank genome assembly.